AUGAGUAAUGUUCCAGAAAAAAGUAAGCAAAGAACUUUAAACAACGUACUGUCACAAAGUUCAAUACUUGCUCCCCAUGGAAUAACUCUACUAAUAGUUCUUGGUUUGACGUUGAACAGAACACUAACAUUCAGGGAACAUCUAACUAAAGUGGCAGCAACAAUUAAAACACGUAACAAUACAGUAAAUGAACUUGCUAAUACUAACUGGGGCUCGGGUCCUAACACACUUAGAAUAUCUUCACUAGCCCCAGUCUACUCAUUACCAGUAUGGCUUAACAGGUUAAACACUAGCGAAAAAGAUACCUAA
This is a messenger RNA of Cinara cedri, 309 nucleotides long. Lineage: Eukaryota; Metazoa; Arthropoda; Insecta; Hemiptera; Aphididae. The record is from the annotation of a GenBank genome assembly.